Adineta ricciae is the source of this 1656-nucleotide messenger RNA. The record is from the annotation of a GenBank genome assembly. Lineage: Eukaryota; Metazoa; Rotifera; Eurotatoria; Adinetida; Adinetidae.
AUGCUUGCAGUAAAAUAUCGAUUAUCGCUAAAUUCAGCUCGACAAGUUCUCGCUGCCGGUAUCAAUUAUAGAAAAGAACAGAAACGAUAUGCAACUUUAAAUAUGCAAACACUAAAUCCUCUUGUCAAAGAGGUCGAAUACGCUGUUCGAGGUCCGAUUGUUAUUCGUGCAGGAGAAAUCGAACGUCAAUUAAAGGGCAAGCACGAUUACCCUUUCGAUCGAGUUAUUCGAGCUAAUAUCGGUGAUUGCCAUGCUAGCGGUAAUCAAGCACCAAUUACAUAUAUUCGACAGUUUGUAGCCGGAUGUACUUAUCCCGAGGUAAUGAAUUCGCCUGACUUUCCACGAGAUGUUAAACAACGAGUAGAACGUUUACUAUCAGCAUGUGGCGGUAAAAGUCUUGGUUCAUAUACGGAGAGUCAAGGCAUAAUCACUAUACGAGAAGAUGUUGCAGCCUAUAUUCAACAGCGGGAUGGCUAUCCAGCUGAUGCAGGUAACAUUUAUCUCUGUAAUGGAGCUUCCGAUGGUAUUAAAACUGUCAUCAAGCUUUUAAUGAAUAACGAUCCAGCCAAACCAUCAGGAAUUAUGAUUCCUGUACCACAAUAUCCACUCUACAGUGCAACUUUAUCUGAAUAUGGCGCACAUCAAAUUGAAUAUUAUCUCGACGAAGAUAACAAUUGGGCUCUAAAUAUUGAUGAAUUGGAGCGUUCGUUGAAUGAAGCGAAGAGUAAAUGUGUUCCGCGCGGUAUCGUAGUUAUCAAUCCGGGAAAUCCCACCGGCCAAGUACUUGCACGUGAUAAUAUUGAAAAUGUAAUUCGAUUUGCACAUAAACAUCAAUUAUUUGUCAUGGCUGAUGAAGUCUAUCAAGAAAAUGUUUAUCUACCAGGUUCGAAAUUCUUCUCAUUCAAAAAAGUUCUCAUGGAUCUCGGUGCACCUUACAAUCAAAUGGAAAUGGCACAUAAACAUCAAUUAUUUGUCAUGGCUGAUGAAGUCUAUCAAGAAAAUGUUUAUCUACCAGGUUCGAAAUUCUUCUCAUUCAAAAAAGUUCUCAUGGAUCUCGGUGCACCUUACAAUCAAAUGGAAAUGGCCUCAUUUCAUUCGGCAUCGAAAGGUUGGCAUGGCGAAUGUGGCUCUCGUGGUGGUUACUACGAGUUAAUCAAUCUUGACAAAGAUGUUCGAAUGCAAGUAAAUAAACUAAUCUCAGCAUGUCUAUGUUCGACAUCGUGGGGUCAAGCUGUCAUGGGAGCGAUCAUAAGUCCACCAAGAGAAGGUGAAGAAUCGUAUGAACUGUAUAAGAAAGAACGAACGAUGGUUGUUAAUCGAUUGAAGGAAAAAGCUGAUCUUGUCAGCCAACUGUUCAAUUCAGUUGAAGGUGUACGCUGCAAUGCUGUUAUGGGAGCAAUGUAUGCAUUUCCUCGUAUCGAAAUUCCGAAGAAAGCCAUCGAAUAUGCAAAAUCGAAGAAAAUGGCACCUGAUGCAUUUUAUUGUUUUCAAUUACUUGAAAAGACCGGCAUUUGUGUUGUACCCGGUAGUGGUUUUAAACAACGACCUGGAACACAUCAUCUUCGCACAACGAUUUUGCCACCGGUUGAUCAAAUGAAAGAUAUGGUUGAGCGUUUUCGCACAUUUCAUAUGUCAUUUCUACGAGAAUGGAAAUAG